Messenger RNA from Manacus vitellinus (golden-collared manakin), 1822 nucleotides. Its product is annotated as T-cell immunoglobulin and mucin domain-containing protein 4. NCBI's taxonomy places the organism in Eukaryota, Metazoa, Chordata, Aves, Passeriformes, Pipridae. The coding region runs from base 36 to 1253 and encodes 405 amino acids. The record is from RefSeq and is a predicted model, not a curated record. The transcript has 9 exons.
AACAGUUGCAGUGUGUAAAAUCUGGAAAUGGAGAAAUGAGACUCCAGUGGGGCUCACUCAGCGUCUCUGGAAAGGAUAAGAUCUACUUUUCUCUUCUUCCACUUGCUGCCCUGGAGUCUCCAUCAACUAAAAUGACCCAUUUUGUGCUGUUUCACUGGAUUCUGAUACAGAUCUUUAUAGCACACACGGCAUCCCAAACUGUUGUCAGAGCAGUGACAGGGCAGCCUGUCAAGCUGCCUUGUGACUACCAGGUGACUCGGCGUACGGGCAUCUCCGAUGUGUGCUGGGGCAGAGGCUCCUGCCCAAAUUCAAAGUGCAAGAACACCAUUUUGGAAACCCAUGGAAGUACGGUGAGAUCCAGAAAAUCUCAGAGGUACGACCUCCAGGGCUCUAUUUCCACCGGAGAUGUGUCUCUCACGAUUGGGACAGUGGAGGCAGGAGAUGCAGGUGUGUACUGCUGCCGUGUGGAGAUCCCGGGCUUGUUCAAUGACAUCAAGAAGAACAUACGGCUGGAGGUGGCCAGAGCCCCUCCAGUGACAACAACCACCACGAGAAAGGCUCCUGUUUCCCCCAAAGGUGUUAGAAAAACAACUUUUGCUCCCCAGGCAACCUCUGGUCUUCAACCAACAGCAGAGACUGCUGUCCUCCUGACAACCACAAGCACCGAGUCUCCAGCCGUAACUACACUGGAGAGCGUUGCUCCUCCAACAAUUCCUAUGACAGAAGAUUAUACUUUUCCAGUAACCGUGGUGACAACCAGUGCUCCCCUGGAUUCUUCAGCUAUCUCCCAUGAAGAUGACAUGUUUUGUGUCACAGAGCCUGGUCCCCUUCCUGGAAGUACAGAAGUGACUACUGAAUUCCCAAAUAUACUUCUGACUGAAGAGGGAAGUACAAGUGCUGACACCUCUGUCAUGAUGGAAGAGGUGCCAAACGCAGGGAUUGCAGCAAAUUCAGAUGGCAAGGCUGAGCAACAUGAUGAUAGUGGAGAUAAGUGGAUAGAGCCAAAGCCUGUGAGCAUCCCAUCUGGCUUGGACACUUCAGAAAAAACUCAUCCCCCUGACACCCCUUUUCCCAGCUCUGUCAUUCUCAUUGCCUGUGUCACAGCGGGGGCCAUUCUUUCCGUGUUGAUGUUCUCACUGUUUUGGAAACGUAAACACGUAAAGAAACUUAUAAUAAAAAGUGUUGGACCUCCAGAAGAGCGUGAGAAAGUUUUCAGUGGUGUCGAAGGAGAAAACAACAUUUUUUCCCUGUGAAGACCUCGUACAUUAUCUGUAGAUGCUGUGGAAAAUAAAAAGGGCCUGUUUCAUGCUGCACUAAGAGAUGCUUAUGAGCCUCCAAAAUAUCAAUGGGUGUAAACCACAGGCCUGAGCUUCAACUACAAAAAUUUAAAAUCUUCAUGCAAAUUAUGCCAUAUCACCCUUAACACUUAUUGCAUAAAGAAGCUUAUUUGAGAAGGGGCUUUAUGCAUUAUUCAUGGAUGCUUCUGGCAUCUGCCUUCUUACUAACACCAUGUUGCACAAUUGAAUUUAUUUUUCUCCAUUUUUGCUAAUGCUCUUCUUUGAAUACAACUUAUACUGUGAGGAAGAGAAAAGAUAUUACAUGGAAGGCUGCCUAUCUUCAAAUUGCCAAAAGGAAAGAAAAAAAUCAGAAACUAUAGUUCUUAUUGCUUUCAUGUAAUCAACAGAAAAAAUAGCUACAAGAAUGCUGUGAGUUUAAAUCAAAAAUGCAGAUUACUUAAGAGGUACCAAUACUGCCUGUGAUUCAGCAUGUUUGAAUGACCCUUGGAGAUUAUGUUAAUAAACUUUUAAUUUACCACUGGCAA